AUGAUCAUCGUGCUGGUCGUUUUUAUUUGUGGCUUGAUACAUUCAAGCCACCCGUUGGACAACGGGCUAGCAUUGACGCCUCCAAUGGGCUGGUUGUCAUGGCUGCGGUUCGGCUGCAACACCGAUUGUGAGAAACAUCCGAAUGAAUGUAUCAGUGAGAACCUGAUAAAGAGAACAGCUAGAGUGAUGGGCGGCGAGGGUUACGUGGAGGCAGGCUACGAAUAUGUGAUCAUUGACGACUGCUGGCUAGAGAAGAAGCGUGGACCUGAUGGACGACUGGUAGCUGAUAAGAAACGUUUUCCCAGUGGGAUUAAGGCUCUUUCUCAGUAUCUCCAUAGUAUGGGUUUAAAGUUUGGCAUUUAUGAAGAUUAUGGUAAUUACACUUGUGAGGGCUACCCUGGUGUCCUAGGCCAUGAAGCUCUAGAUGCUGCUACAUUCGCCGAAUGGGAGGUGGAUUACGUGAAGCUGGAUGGGUGUGGUGCUCCCGAUCCUGAUAAAGGGACGAUCUCCGGCAACAGUAAGCGCGGGUCUGCGGACGGCGAGUCAAGGCAACUCGAGCGUACGGCGCGUAGCGUUCCGCGCGCACCUCAAGGACCACCACAGACGGGGCCCUAUAAGGCUGAUGUUCAGCCGGGGUUGCGGGGUAAGCGCAAUGAGGCACCGCGACCUCGGCCCAGAGCAGGAGAAGGAAUAGGGGGGUUUUUACCGAAUUACUCUGCAAUAGCAAAAACGUGCAAUAUUUGGCGGAACUACAGGGAUAUUCAAAACUCUUGGGAAUCGUUGCUGAGCACCAUUUUAUGGUUUGGGGACCACCAAGACGAGUUCGCCGAGUUCGCAGGUCCUGGCAACUUCAACGACCCUGACAUGCUUGCAAUCGGAAACUCUGGUCUGACAGAAGACCAAGCAAAAGUGCAGUUUGCUAUCUGGUGUAUCAUGGCGGCUCCUCUCAUCAUGAGCACUGACCUAUCUACCAUAAAGCCGGAGUUCAGGGCGAUUCUGUUGGACAAGUAUCCGAUUUCAGUAAACCAGGAUGUUUUGGGCAAACAAGGACGUCGGAUUUCGAUCAGUGAUGAUAAGAAGCAGAUGGUCUAUAAAAAAGAAAUAGCAGGUGAUGCCUAUGUGCUGUUGUUUGUCAAUCUCCAUUCUAAUGCAGUUGAAAGCUCGUUCACACAUGAACAGAUGGAACUACCUGUUCAAGACUACAUUGUGGAGGAAUUGUACAGAGAAGAACCAUAUCGAUUAUUGAGUGUUAAUGACGUUUUCAAAGUGCAAAUCAAUGCAACAGGCAAGCAAGCAGAAGCGAAGCUCGAAGCACACGAAGACACGAAGUUGCGGUCCACGACACUGAACACGUGUGUAGUCGUCGGCGGCACCGGAGCGAAAGGACGCAUCACGCGGCACGCGCCCUAUUAUAGCCUCGCGCUGUGCUCGCGACAUCGCGACGAACGGCGACCGUGA
Molecule: messenger RNA, 1458 nt
Organism: Spodoptera exigua (beet armyworm)
Lineage: Eukaryota; Metazoa; Arthropoda; Insecta; Lepidoptera; Noctuidae
Source: the annotation of a GenBank genome assembly